AUGCAAGCCAUGCUGUGCUUGUCCAGAUACUCGAGAUGCAAGAGAUCUAUGCAUCUUUCAAAAGGGAGAAGAAGAUUGUCAAGAGCUUAUAAAUGCACAUCAGGCAUGUAUGAGGAGCUUGGGCUUCAAUAUCUAGAUUAG
Synchytrium microbalum is the source of this 141-nucleotide messenger RNA. RefSeq lists its product as uncharacterized. The coding region runs from base 1 to 141 and encodes 46 amino acids. Lineage: Eukaryota; Fungi; Chytridiomycota; Chytridiomycetes; Synchytriales; Synchytriaceae. The transcript has a single exon. The record is from RefSeq and is a predicted model, not a curated record.